GGAAAAGGCAUUUCACCCAUGUGUUGGAAAAUGGAUAAGUCUGCAUGUGCUUAAUCCCACUCUUGAGUGAAUUAUUGAUUCCAGGAACAUUUAUAAUUGGUCGUUCAUUCAAUCUCUGUGGAAUAUUGAGACUUUAUCUUUUCGACCUUGAGCCACAGAAUUGUUCUUCUUACACGCGUUUAUAUCAGACGGCAAUUGAAUUAUGGAGGACACAGGAAAAUUUUUAUUCACAUUUAAAGGAUAUAAUUUUACAUAUUCUGGAAUUGAUGUAGACUUUUUAGAAAAUUUGGAUGAUUUUGAAAUCAGAGAUGAUGAUGUCUUCAUAGUCACAUACCCAAAAUCUGGAACCAUCUGGGGUCAGCAGUUACUAUGCUUAAUGUAUUUUGAAGAGCAUCGCAAAAGAUUGGCAAAUGUGGAGACAAUUGAUCAAGUGCCCUUCCUUGAAUACAAUGUUACAGGAAGACAUUUUGACACAAGACCAUCUCCUCGACUGUUCUGUAGUCACAUUCCAUACUACUUGGCUCCCAGAGGGCUGAAGAAUAGAAAAGCCAAAAUUAUUUAUGUGUACAGGAACCCUAAAGAUGUUAUGUGCUCAUUUUUUCACUUUUCAAACAUGAUGAGAAUAUUGAAACCAUCCACCAAUAUGGAGGAAUUCAUGGAACUCUUUUUAGAAGGAAAAGUGUAUGGAAGCCUUUGGUUUGACCAUAUCAGAGGUUGGUAUGAGCACAAAAGUCACUUCAACAUUCAGUUCAUAAUGUACGAGGACAUGAUAAAGGAUCUGAGAAGUUCUAUUUUAAAAGUCUGUAAAUUUCUGGGGAAAGAAUUGAAUAAGGAAGACAUGGAUGCUGUUGUGAGUCAAGCUAUGUUUGAAAACAUGAAGUCUGACCCACGUGCAAAUUAUGAAAGUGUACUAAACAGGCAACCUGAAAUUAGAAGAACAGAUGGCCAUUUCCUUCGCAAAGGUACCAUAGGAGACUGGAAAAACCACAUGACUGUUGCCCAGAAUGAAAGGUUUGACAAGAUUUUCCAAAGGGAGAUGAAGGAUUUACCCUUGAAGUUCAUCUGGGAUAUAAAUGAAGAAUAGAAUCCUAAACUCAGUCCAAAUAUAUUAAGAAUGCAGAUUCAGAAAGAAACAUUUAAGAUACACUCUAAUCUUUGACUAUUCUUGGAUCAUAACUGAAAACCUUAAUGAUUAAUACAUACUACAUAGUAAUUCUACAUCCUUUAGAUAUGUGGCCCGUUUUCUAGUUCUGGGUUCAUCAAUUUCUGAUGACUAGAGGAUUCUCCUUAUUGUGUUAGUAUAUAAUUGUACUAAAUAUAGUAAAAUAUACUAAAAUAUGUUAAUAAAAUAAUUUAUACUAAAUUCUACUAAAACAAGAGGAAAAUUUUAUUUUACUUUUGAGUAAUUCCUCAGCACUUGAGUAAAAGAAGAAUUUGUAACAUGUGAUCAAUUUACUAUCAUAAUGGAAGGUUUGACUAUUGUUAAAUACUGCUUAUUGUCUUUUUUCAUGUUAAAGAGUUUAAUAUUUACAUAACCAUGUCAGUGAAACCUUCAUUUUAACUCUUUUAGGUUUAAUGUUUAACUUAGGAAGGUUGCCACCACAAAUAUGUUCAUGUAGUCAUAUAUUAUAUAUUCAAUUGAUCUAGAUAAUAUACUCAUGUUGUAAAAAGUUAUUUUUUCCAACAGACAAAAAAGUGACUCAAAUUGUUUAUUGAAUAGUCCAUCAUUUUCUUACUGAUUAUAAUGGACAUCAUCAUGUUCUAAAUAAUUGUAUGCUCAUGAGUUGAAUUGUGUAAAAUGUCGUAUUUUUCUCCUAAUAUGGUUUUCUCUUUCAACAUUAUGGCAUGGAAUUUCUAAAACAAAAUCAUAAACUUUACAAAGAA
Molecule: messenger RNA, 1884 nt
Organism: Manis pentadactyla (Chinese pangolin)
Lineage: Eukaryota; Metazoa; Chordata; Mammalia; Pholidota; Manidae
Product: amine sulfotransferase-like
Exons: 7
Coding region: 203-1084 (293 amino acids)
Biological process (GO): sulfation
Cellular component (GO): cytoplasm
Molecular function (GO): sulfotransferase activity
Source: RefSeq, a predicted model, not a curated record